This is a messenger RNA of Sebastes umbrosus (honeycomb rockfish), 3021 nucleotides long. RefSeq names its product suppressor of cytokine signaling 2 (gene socs2). Gene Ontology annotation, molecular function: 1-phosphatidylinositol-3-kinase regulator activity. Bases 614 to 1228 code for a protein of 204 amino acids. Gene Ontology annotation, biological process: phosphatidylinositol phosphate biosynthetic process; intracellular signal transduction. The transcript is spliced from 3 exons. The record is from RefSeq and is a predicted model, not a curated record. Lineage: Eukaryota; Metazoa; Chordata; Actinopteri; Perciformes; Sebastidae. Gene Ontology annotation, cellular component: phosphatidylinositol 3-kinase complex.
GUGACUUUAUUCCUGGAAAGUUCCUGGAAACGCUUCUUUUGUGUUUCUGCUGUUCUCGGUUGUUCCCGGUUCGUCUCGGUUAUUAGGCGGCUGUGCUCGGCUCUGCUCGGCUCCGGAGGACCGACUCUGUCCCCAGCUCAUUGACGGGAGGACGGACACCAUGUUCGGGACUCACUCUCUGCUCUUUUAGCUGCUCUGGGAACCGGAAAUAAAUCGGUGUUGUGUUUGUUUGUUUCUCGUCCUCGACUCACCGGAGCGUUGACUGACUGACUGACUGACUGAUUGACGGUUCAGAUCUCAAACCGAUCUGUCGACGGUCGGACCUCCGUUCGUCUCCGCACCGACCCGCUGUUUGAGCAUUAACGGAAACCGAACCGGACAGAAGAUAAAGACACACAGGAUCGGGACGUCUCUGGAUUUACACCGUAAAUGUCGCCGACAUGUCGGCUGUUCAUGGAGGAUAAUCUGAGCUAGCAGCUAGCUGCGACACCGACACCGAGCAGACUGGUGCAGAGACCAGUGCAACGUCUCCCCCCCCCUCGUCUGGCUGCUGCAGACCUCCUCCAUGUCCAAGCUGUGGGCCUAGAACUAGGCUGACGGUUGGAUCUAUCCAAUGACCUGCCAGUCCUCCGAGUCCACAGAAAGCAUCGAGAGCGAUAGACGAGCCGACAACAACUCCAGGGCUGUGGAAUCAGAUGAGAGCCGCAUCGCCUUGGCCAUGAAGGACCUGAAGAACACAGGUUGGUACUGGGGCAGUCUGACCGCUAACGAAGCCAAAGAGAUCCUCCAGGACGCCUCUGAGGGGACCUUCCUGGUCCGGGACAGCUCUCAGAGGGACUACUUGUUCACCAUCUCCGCCAUGACGUCGGCGGGUCCCACCAACCUGCGCAUCGAGUACAAACACGGUAAAUUCAAGCUGGACUCUGUGGUUCUGGUGAAACCCAAGCUGAAGCAGUUCGACAGCGUGGUCCACCUGGUGGAGCACUACGUCCAGCUGUCCAGGACCAGCGACAAGGCAGGGGCGGCGGCGGCGUCGAACUCUCAGCCCUCGGCAGCGCCGCCCAACGGCACGGUGCAGCUGCUGCUCACCAAGCCGGUGUACACCGCCACGCCGUCGCUGCAGCACCUCUGUCGCAUCGCCAUCAACCGGAGGACGCGGCAGGUCCAGGAUCUGCCGCUACCCAACAGACUGAAGGACUACCUGACGGACUACACCUACAACGUGUAGACGGCGCCCUGCGGGACUACAGCUCCCUGGGGAUUUAGACCAAUCCCAUCAUGCACUGCUCCAGCAGGGACACGCAAUAAGCAGAGCUGGAGGAGGAAACCUCAGCAAGAUGGUGAUGGUCCCUGAAGUACUUCUGAACCUGUACUACAGUGCAGUAAGUACUAGUAUGACCCGUCAGUACUGCUCUGUGGUACUCUACCUAAAGUACUACACUGCAGUAGGUACUACUAUGACCCGUCAGUACUGCUCUGUGGUACUCUAACUAAAGUACUACAGUGCAGUAAGUACUACUAUGACCCGUCAGUACUGCUCUACUGUAUCUGACCACAAUGUGACUUUAAAACUACUGUUAGCUCCAACGUGACGCCUUUAAACCAGAAGAGAAGAGACGCUGAUAUAAACUAGAGUUGUAUGAGACGUUGGAGAUCCAGGUUGUUACGUUACCGACGUUAACGUCUUCAAAUGUCUCGUUGUGUCCGACCAACAGUCCACAACCCAAAACUAUUAACUGAGAUAUAAAAUCAUUAAACGUCGGUCCAUCUGCGAUGUUUUCCGUUAUUUUGCAAAUGUCAAUGCACCCUCAGCUUAUAGCAGAACGCAGUGACGUCCGAGAGGUAAAAUUACUGUUUUUGUGAAUGGAGUCUGGUGGCUUUGAAGACAGCGAUAUAAAUAAGUGAUUCAUUAGAGUUUUUAAACACGGUUUAAUGAUCCAUUAAGACUUUUAUAUCCAGCUAAAAAACAUUCCCUUCAAUCUGAAGUGGAAAUAAACUUGCCUUUUUUUGGGUAGUCUUAGUUAUUAUUUUUUUAAAUAAAUUAUUCGGUCUAUAAAAUGUCAGAGAAAAGUUUCUCCGAGCCCAAAUUAGUGUCUUCACAAUUUAUUUAAUUAUUUAUUUAUUUUUGUCCAACCAGAUAUUUAAUUUAUCAUCACAGAAGACAUAAUCACAGAAUUAUUAUUCAACUAACUAUAAAAUAAAAUCAUAAAUUAUAGAACCAGACAAUAAAGAGAAUCAGGUGAAAUUCAAUACAAACUGACAGAAACUAAACUCAGUAAAGGUUUCCUGUUUUAAAGUCAACAUAAUCAUCAUCAUCAUCAUCAUCAGGUUGUUGUUGAUACCUGCGCACACACAGAGGAAAUGGAGGCCUGUGAUUGGCUGGCUGACGACCAUGUUGGGUUCAGUUGGGGCCAAACGUUAGUGAGGCAGCAGGACGCCGCUUCCUGAUCGAUGACAGCGUAUAAAAACAAGCCGUCACAGUUUGACCUGCUGGACUCUGUCCUGCUGGAUGUAGUACUCUGACACUCUGGACCAAUCAGAGCACAGGAAAACAAAGGCUCUCUGGUACCCUGUAGUACCCCCCCCCCGCUCCGUGGUACUACUUAAUUUAUUUUGAGUCAAAUAUCUGCAGAUUAUAAUCUCAUAAAUCUGAUUAUUAUAAUCUAAUAAUAUAAAAACAACAAUCUGAACAAAUUAUAGAUUUUCAUGGUGCAUUCAGGUGCUCCUCUGAUGGUCCAAAAAAUAAAUAAAUAAACAACUUGAUAAAUAAAUAAAUAUGUCAUUAAAUAUAGCAAAAAUAAUUUAAAAAUAAACGUAGCCAUUAAUUAAUUGAUCAAAUGUGACAUAACUUGAUAUCUCUGUUUUAAUUUGCACCCUCAUUUGAAUAAUGAGACAGAAAUGUCAAAAGAAAAGAAUACAGAAAUAAAUCAGUUUGGGGAAAUAAAUAAGGGUGAAAUGCAAAGGGAAAAAUCAUACAUAAAUAAAUAAAUACAUAUAUUUAAAAAUAGAUAAAAAAAAAAU